Molecule: messenger RNA, 1173 nt
Organism: Acytostelium subglobosum LB1
Lineage: Eukaryota; Evosea; Eumycetozoa; Acytosteliales; Acytosteliaceae
Exons: 3
Coding region: 1-1173 (390 amino acids)
Source: RefSeq, a predicted model, not a curated record
AUGAAUGUUGGCACGAUGGUGAUAAAUAUACCUGUUCAACUACUUCCACCAAGUCCAAUACUAAAUGACGGUACUAAACUAAAGACAUAUGGACAACUGGCCUAUGAUUCAGAGAUCAUCCUAUUACAUCUAUGCAAUCGUUUCAACAUCCUAUCAACAUCAAGAGUGAUCAGCAUUAGCAUAUACCCAAUCAAGGCGCUGCUUCAUGAGAAGUACCAUACUAGUCUGUCAUUGGUGAGCGAUAACUUCUUUGUAGACAAGCUACAACAACAUCAACAAGGCAACACAAUCAUCAAGCUCAAGUUCUUUCAAACAGAGUUCCAACAUCAUCAAUGGCCACUCGACAAGCAUAGUGAUCGUAUACUCAAACUACUCUUGUCGCACACGACCUCAUCAAACAUAUUGUUUGAGUUCGAUGUACAAUCAUAUUUGAAUGAUAGUAUGCUUGAAUACUUGGCCAUGACCAGACAUGUACAACGCUUUGACUUCUACGUUGGAGAUAAAUAUAGAAGUCGUAUACAUGACAAGAUGUUUGAGAGACUUGCGGACAUCAUGACCAAACAUUGCAACACAAUGACAUCACUAAGCUUGGAUGAUAGAGUGUUUGUUGAACGAAUCCAACCUCAACUACAUCUAUUCACAUCGUUGGACUCAAUCUCAAUCACAAGAACACGACUGAUCAACCUCAUUGGUCUUUACCAGUUGGCCAACAAUCCUCUGUCUAACCUCCGUUCACUCACCUUCCUAGAGGCCCAUGAGGUUGCUGAGGAACUCAAGGAGUUCUUGAACAAUGUAUCACUCGAACAUUUGAACAUUCAUCGACUUGAACUCACUGAUAUGACGCCGAUCAAGACAUCAAAAGUACUGGCACUGGAUCAGUUUGAGACCAUCAAUAUCAUGUCAUUCAGUGAUUCAAGUAUCGAGUAUCCAUGUGUAAUUGGCCAGCGUCUUAGACACUUUGUCGUGCCAAACAGAUGUAUGAAGCAUCUCGACUUGUCCUCAACCAACGGUCAAUCAUUGGAGACAUUGACAUUACAUGGAUGGACCGAUGACAUUGAGGACUAUGAUCGAUUGGCAGCAUUCUUGGACAAUCAUCCAAGAUUACUAUCACUCAAUGUUGAAAUACAUUGCUGCGAGCCAUUGCCAAACAUAAUAGAUGUAUUCAACUGUUAA